UUCUCAGGACGAUUUAGUUAUAGAUUCGUAUCCAACAAAAAGUUACUUGAUUAAAUAUCAUAGGCUCUCAAGAACAGCUCUACUGCUAUUCGCAAUAAUUCCCGUUCCGUAUCCCCGUCUCCCAUAAGACAAUGCACAUUCCCAACGGCAAAAGAGGCUGUCAGAACUCAAAAGUUGGCGCCACACCACCACAGCACCGGCCGUCGUCACCCAGGAAGGAAAAGCCACGCGGGUUUAAAAAAAGAAAAAGAAAAAGAAGUAAAAGCACGUCCUUGGUAACACGGUUAUCAAGCGCCGGGUUACUUCUACUUUGCCGCAUUUCCACAUUUGCUGAUGAUAGAGAAACGAGCUUUGAGCCCCACAUGUUCCCAGGAUGAAACAGGAGUGCAAGACACGUUGAUACGAUGUGUGCGGGUGCAGAUAUGCAUGUUCCAGUUCAAUCUCUCCUAGAUAU
This is a messenger RNA of Mollisia scopiformis, 454 nucleotides long. RefSeq lists its product as uncharacterized. NCBI's taxonomy places the organism in Eukaryota, Fungi, Ascomycota, Leotiomycetes, Helotiales, Mollisiaceae. The transcript has a single exon. The record is from RefSeq and is a predicted model, not a curated record. The coding region runs from base 132 to 377 and encodes 81 amino acids.